AUGAGGGCAAACCUUAAGCUGCUCGCCAUCGCGGCAGCUUCAUUCUCGGCAGUCGUUGCGCAGCACUUCCAACGUCUGGGCACGUGCCCAACGCUCGGCUGCAUCCUGCCCCCAGACCAGCAGGACUUCCUCCCGGGCCAGGAAUUCGAUAUCCGUUUCGAGGUCCAUGCCCCAGUCAACGGCUCUGAGGCCAAUGGAGGUGAACCGGACAAGGACUUCACCGUAACCAUAGCCAAGGGGUCCAACGGCACCGCGACGAGUAUUGCGGAGUUCUUCGAUCUUGAGGAACCGGAGGUCGAGACUUGGACCUUCUCAUGGUACGAAGAUCUCUUCGCCCAAGAUGCAGGUAACAAGACGGUUGUGAAUGUCGCUUCGAAGAUAUAUCGUCGGAUCGCGCUGUACGAGCCUGGGGAGUACACCGUGACGUUGAACUACUAUGACGGCGAGCAGACGGAGGCAAAAUGGCUUGUGAGACCACUAGCCGAGGAAAAGCGGGCGAAGAACGUGAUCUUCUUCAUUGGUGAUGGCAUGACUACGAAUAUGAUCACUGCUGCUCGCCUGCUGGGUCACAAGUCUAUCAAUGGCAGGUACCAGACUACGAUGCAGCUGGACAAGUUCCCUGUGCUGGGACAUCAAAUGACGCACUCCAUUGACAGCUACAUCACGGACUCGGCCAACUCCGCCUCAGCAUUGUACUCGGGCCACAAGAGCACCGUGAACGCUAUGGGUGUCUACGCGGACUCUUCGCCGGAUGCAUUUGACGACCCAAAGGUCGAGACCAUCGUCGAGCUUUUGCGCCGCAUACAGGGCUCUGCUUGGGGUGCUGUAUCCACGGCGUUCCUCGCAGACGCCACACCUACCGCACUGACAGCGCACACCCGCUCACGGGGUCUGUACGGCCCGCUGAUCGACCAGGCUCUGAACGGCGUGUCCAACUAUUCCUGGACACACGCUGGUGCUCCUGAUGUCUACUUUGGCGGCGGUGCGGAGCAGUUCUUGCCCGGGUCUGGCUCGUACCAAGGCAAGGAUUAUUACGCCGAAUUUGCUGCGCAGGACUACAGCAUAUCUCUCAACAAGACCUCCCUCCUCCAAGCCUCCAACAGCUCAAAAGCUCUCGGCGUCUUCUGCAGGUCUAACUUUCCUGUUUGGCUUGACCGCAACGUGUUCCCAGAGGUACUGAAGACGUUCACCAACGACCCUGCCGGCAACAAGUCUGCCGCGCUUGAUCUGCCUGGCCUCAAGGACAUGACUCUCAAGGCUAUCGACAUCCUGAAUGAGCGUGGUGGUGACAAGGGUUUCUUCCUGAUGUCGGAGGCCGCCUCGAUCGACAAGCAGAUGCACUCGCUGGACUACGACCGCGCACUGGGCGACUUACUUGAGCUCGACGACACUGUCCGGGCUACUGUAGAGCACCUCAAGGCGCUGGACAUCCUUGAGGACACCCUAAUAGUCGUGUCGUCGGACCACGGCCACGGGUUCGAUGUUUUCGGCAGCGCGGAUACCAAGUACAUGGCUUCCAAGGAGACGGACCGCGAGAAGCGCGACGCCAUCGGCGUGUACCAGAACUCUGGUCUGUCACAGUACACAGUGGAGGUCGAGGGCGUCGGGUACAACACCGGCCCGAACUUCCCUGUGAACUGGGACCCCCGGUACGUGAUCGCCUCUGGCUUCGGUGCGAACCCCGACCACAGGGAGACGUACCGCGUCAAUGACAAGAAGCCGAGGACCCCCGCGACCAACAUCUCGGGUUUCGAUAGCGACGACUACUUCGUCAACCCGACGGACAACGUGGGCGGGUUCAUCGUCAACGGCACCCUGCCUACAAGUGAGUCCCAGGGCGUGCACUCGCUCACUGAUGUGGCUGUGUUCGCCAUGGGGCCGUGCCAGGAGUUGUUUGGGGGCGUGUACAGCGCGAUUGAUAUCUUCUACAAUAUGGCUGAGUGUUUGGGCCUGGCGCAGUCCACGAACGUGACGGCUGGAUAUGAUUCGUAUGAGAGAUAG
Diaporthe amygdali is the source of this 2001-nucleotide messenger RNA. RefSeq lists its product as uncharacterized. The transcript has 4 exons. Lineage: Eukaryota; Fungi; Ascomycota; Sordariomycetes; Diaporthales; Diaporthaceae. Gene Ontology annotation, biological process: dephosphorylation. The record is from RefSeq and is a predicted model, not a curated record. Gene Ontology annotation, molecular function: alkaline phosphatase activity. Bases 1 to 2001 code for a protein of 666 amino acids.